Rotaria sp. Silwood1 is the source of this 1635-nucleotide messenger RNA. The record is from the annotation of a GenBank genome assembly. NCBI's taxonomy places the organism in Eukaryota, Metazoa, Rotifera, Eurotatoria, Philodinida, Philodinidae.
AUGGGGCAAUGUACUCCAAAAUGUAUCAAACCAAGCAUUUCAUCUAAUUCGAUCAAUAAUGCUAAACAAACGACAAUCUCUUCUGAAAGUUUAGUUAUAACACCAACAAGCAACAAUAACAAUUCUACAAGGUCAUCACGAAUCCGCAUUGUUCAAAAUUUCGUACUUCUCUGGUUAGAUUCGAAUAUCAAUGAGUCCAAUGAAGAUUUUAAACAUUCACUUACUCAACUUCGACGAAUCGUCAAUACAAUCAAUACAUUUAUUGAUUCUGAUCAAUGUAUCAAUUUUCUCACUCAAAUCAAAGAUGAAAAAGUAUUCAUGAUUGUAUCCGGUUCAUUUAGCCAAACAAUAGUACCGCAAAUACAUGAUCUAUCACAACUUGAUUCAAUUUAUGUAUUUUGUGAAAACAAAUCAAAAUAUGAACAAUUGACAAAAGAAUGGACAAAAAUAAAAGGUAUUUUUACUCAGAUCGAGCUAAUUUGUAUUACACUCAAGCAAGAUACUCAACAAUGUGAUCGUGAUUCUGUCGCAAUUAGUGUUACAACUAAAAAUUUGGAUCGUCUUGAACCAUCAUUUAUGUAUACACAAUUGCUUAAAAAAUUGCUUCUCGAAAUGGAAUAUGAUAAUAAGGUAAAGAAAGAACUUUGUGAAUUUUGUCGUAAACAAUACUCUCAUAAUUUCUAUGAAUUACAAAUAAUCGAUGAUUUUGAACAAAAUUAUAACGAUCACACACCUAUCUGGUGGUAUACUCGCGAAUGUUUUACUUAUCAAAUGCUUAAUCGAGCACUUCGUAUACAAGAUGUAGAAGUUAUUAUUAAGAUGGGCUUUUUCUUACGUGAUGUUCAUCAACAUAUUGGACAACUACAUUCGCAAAUGAAAGAUCAAGGUCUCUUCACUGUUUAUCGAGGUAAAAGUAUGCCGAAUGAUGAUUUUAAUGAGAUUAAACAAAAGGAAGGUGGUCUAUUGGCUUUUAAUACAUUUUUAUCCACAAGUCUCAAUGAAACAGUUUCAUUACAAUUUGCUCAGAAAUCAUUACACAAACCAGGAUUAGUGGGUGUUCUCUUUCAAAUUACUGUUGAUCCAUCCAUUCAAUCAAUUCCAUUCGCUUCAAUUGCAUCGUCAAAUCAAACAAAUUGCAGAUCGCGAAAUUAUACAGAAGCACUCGAGUUCUAUCAAAAAUCACUUGAAAUUCGAGAAAAAUGUCUCCCUUCAAAUCAUCCGGAUUUGGCUGCUACUUACAAUGGUAUCGGUUUAAUACAUGACAACAUGGGUGAAUACGCAAAAGCACUCGAAUUUUAUCAAAAAUCACUUGACAUCCAACAAACAUCUAUUUCUUCAAAUCAACCCAAAUUAGCUGAAACUUAUAACAACAUUGGUGCGGUGUAUUUACACUUAGGAGAUAUUUGGAAAGCACUCGAGUUUUACCAAAACUCACUUGAAAUUAGUCCAACAUAUCUUCCACCAAAUCAUCCAGAUAUGGCUAGUAUCUAUAACAAUAUUGCUCAAGUGUAUCAUCGCAUACAAGAAUAUCCUAAAGCGCUCGAAUUCUAUCAAAAAUCACUUGAAAUUCGACAAAAAUCUCUUCCUGAGAAUCAUCCAGAUUUGGCUAUUCUCUAUACCAACAUCGGAUCUUGA